GAAAACAUGCAGGUAAACACUACAAGGCGCACACUAGUGCAGCAGCGUUUAAAAUGGUCACCGUUGGGAAAGUUUACUUAUUUAUUACUUAUUUUAAAGAGAGAGAACGAGAGAGCGAGAGAGAGAGAGAGAGAGAGAGAGAGAGAGAGAGAGAGAGAGAGAGAGAGAGAGAGAGAGAGUCAUAAGAGCAAGGGGGAAGAGGGGUGACUGGAUAACGUUUGUUGUUUACAAAGGAGGUGUGGUGGUUAAGUUCCCAAGUAAAGUAGAGCCCUCUUUCUGUAUUGGAAUCUGACAUUGGAUACAAGGUUCACCCAACACACAGGUAAGUAAGAAAUACUGCAUAUGGAUGGUCAUAAUGCGGAGUCUCCUCUGGUAUUGCUGGCUCUUCUUGGCAUUUCUGUUGAUCAACACAGCCCAGGCCAGGGGUGACGUUUCCCAUCAAGCAACACAUUUUGGAACAGACUGCACGCAGAUUAAGACUCUCUCACCUCAGGCACCCAGUGGCGUUUAUGUAAUCCAACCUGACAGAGGCAAGGCACCAUUUAAGGUGUACUGUGAGAUGCGGCCUGAUGGAGGCUGGACUGUGUUUCAGAGGCGCAGUGAAGGAAAACCUUCCUUCUACAAGAAAUGGGCGGCAUAUAGUAAGGGUUUUGGAAACCUGAGAAAUGACCACUGGCUCGGCCUGAAGAAGGUUUCCCACCUGACCAAGAAGAAAAACAAGAAGUGGACCCUGAGAGUCGACCUGUGGGACCACAAGAACGGAACUGCUUAUGCUGAGUACCAAAACUUCCACUUAGGCAACGAGAGUGAACAUUUCAAACUGCAUGUGGGGAGAUACAGUGGAACUGCAGGUGAUGCACUCCGUGACCAGAACAACUACGGCUUUAGCACCAUCGACCGUGACAACGAUGGUUGUUCUCCAUGCAUCUUUGGUGACAUUGCUCAGAGGGAGUGUACAUUCAGUGCUGGUGGUGGUGGUUGGUGGUACGGUCGCUGUGGCUCUGCCAGUCUGAAUGGUAACUGGCAUCGUGCUGGUGACAACAUCGGUUGGGCUUCAGGCCUCCACUGGAAAACCUGGAAAACCCCUGUUCCUUAUUCCAUGAGGGCCACCAGAAUGAUGAUGAAGUCUGUGAGAGGGCCAACAUCUUUUGUUUUUUAUGCUGGUGGUAGAUUCUAGUACAAAUCCUAUAAAUGCAUUUGGAGAUUUGAUAUUCUUCACAAUUUUUGUCUAAAAAUGUCUUUUUUGUCAAGGUCAUUACUGAGGUACCCCUUUCACAAAUAAUUAACAAUGAUGGAUUUAAUUAAAAUAAAUCUGUAAAGCCAUUGCAUUACCAAAAAUGUGGUUGCUUAAUUUAAAGUUUCAUCAAACAUAUAGAAAUCUAGAUAAUGUUGAUACAUAUUCCCUGAAUGACAAUAUUUCCCCAACUUGAGCUGUCAACUGCUUCAAUUUCCUUUUAAAGAAAUACACUGUGAUAAGCAGUUUAUUCUUUUUAUUAACGAUUAUUAAACUAUUCAUAUAUAAUUAAAAUAUUUCAUAUAAAAAUGUUUUUAGAAAGUACAACUAUUAAAGAGAUUACAUUUCCUAACUUUCCACGACUUAUCAUCCAAACACUGUAACCAACAACAGUGAUAAUCUUUAUGGGAAGUUAAUUUUGUAUUUAUUUAUUUUAAUGAUAUCAAAGGGGGAGUAACAUAAUGAUUGAUAGAUCUGUUGACAAAUGGUAAUGAUCUGUACCAGAUACUGGAGCUGCAGAGAAACAAUGAGAAGACACGCAGCUAACAUUUGUUACAGAUCUAACCAUGAAUGUCUGCUUCAGACAAUAACAACAAAAUGUUAGGUUUCUCCCACAUGCAUGUUCUGUUGCAUUGCUCAAAUGAAUGAACAUUUACAGGAUGUGGUCGUCGUGUAUUACACCGUUGAUUAUAUUGUUUGGGAUUUAGACCUCCACUGGAAAACCUGUUAACACCCUUGGUCCAGUGACGAUUCUACUGUAGAGUCUCUUGGGUCCCUGAGCAAGAAUUAAUUGGGGGGGCCCUCCAACCAGCAUUCAUCUCCUUCAUGUCUGCCAGUGUCCCGACACUUACUCCUCUAACUCUUUUCUGUGUUUCCCUUUUCUCUCCUAUAGACAGAUCAUAUCUAUUAAUUUUUCAAACUUUGGUUUUCACAGUUAUAAUGCAUGCAACCCUUAGCAGGGCAACAAGAGUAAGUGCAAUUGGAUGGGCCUCUUUAGGGAAGUUACUUAGAGUCAUUGCAAAAUUUAAUUGUGGAAAAUAAAUUAUCCGAAAUAUCCAAA
Messenger RNA from Labrus bergylta (ballan wrasse), 2294 nucleotides. RefSeq names its product angiopoietin-related protein 5-like. The record is from RefSeq and is a predicted model, not a curated record. Lineage: Eukaryota; Metazoa; Chordata; Actinopteri; Labriformes; Labridae.